Messenger RNA from Pantherophis guttatus, 8667 nucleotides. It is a transcript of the gene ARHGAP6, whose product is annotated as Rho GTPase activating protein 6. The record is from RefSeq and is a predicted model, not a curated record. Lineage: Eukaryota; Metazoa; Chordata; Lepidosauria; Squamata; Colubridae. Gene Ontology annotation, biological process: signal transduction.
GACUCGCCUUCUCCUGCCAAAUUAGGCUGUAGUCACGGAAUAAGGCUUAGCAAUAGCAAGCGAGGAUGCCGGAAGGCACGCGUGGGGCCACCCAGCCCAUGAACUAGAGCCGCACGUCCCGCGGGAGUGGAGGCCUGAGGCAAGAGAACGGGCUGAGGUACCGCCGUUGCCAGAGCCAGCAAGGGAGCGCUGUGCCUCCGAGGGGUGGACCUAGGCGCUGGUUCGCGGGGCGGCUGGAGUAAAACUCGAGCGGCGUCCUCCGGCCAGCGCCAGCGUUCGAGACGGCAGCUCGCGGAGUAAAAGGCGGCAGCGGCGGCGCGAAGGAAGGAGAAAUCGAGCGGCUCUUGCGCCGCUGCCCUCAGGAUGUCCGCGCACAGCCUGCUCAACAGCGUCUUCUCGUGCUCUUCCUCGCCGGCGGCUGCCGGCAGUCCUCCACUCUGCUCCAAGAGCUUGUCCAAGCGGGGACUUCGUCAGACCCGCAGUCUGGACCCCGCCGUGAUCGGCCGCUCCGGCGGGGAAGAAGGGACGGCGCUGGAGAGUUCUGGCCGCUCCGUGCGGGCCAAAACGACGAGCGGUCCUUCGGCCGAAUAUUUGGCGGCCUUUUCUUCGCGCGCCCUGCUGCGCCCGCCCGGCGGGGGGCAAAGCGCCUUCUCGCUCUCCGUGCCCAGCACGCCCCUGGACAAGUCGCCCUCGGGCAGUUUCCACUUUGACUAUGAGGGCCCUCGAGGCAAGAGGCUCACGGCGUGGGAGCUGCCUUUCUUGGCGCGCGCGCCCUCAGCCUCGGCUCUCAGCGGCGGGUACGGGGGUAGCGGGGCCAACAGCAUCUUCUUUUCCCCCAGAAAGUGGCUCCAGCAGAGGAAGGGACAGCAUCUGCCCAGCAGUCACGCCUCUUCCUACGUAGUGUGGAAAGCCGAGGGUGAUUUCACUUGGAACAGCAUGUCAGGGCGCAGCGUUCGGCUGAAAUCUGUUCCUAUUCAGAGCCUUUCAGAACUGGAGCGUGCCCGACUACAGGAAGUGGCCUUCUAUCAGUUGCAGCAGGACUGUGAUUUAGGAUGCCAAAUAACCAUUCCUAAAGAUGGGCAAAAGAGGAAGAAAUCAUUGAGAAAGAAACUGGAUUCCCUUGGAAAAGAAAAAAACAAAGAUAAAGAAUUCAUACCCCAGGCUUUUGGAAUGCCUUUAUCACAAGUAAUAGCAAAUGAUCGGGCAUACAAAUUGAAGCAAGAUACUCAUAGAGAAGAACAGAGAGAUGUUUCAGAAUUUGUAACGUCACUUUUACCUUUUGGGAGUAAAAGACAGAACAAAGAACUCUCAAGCAGUAAUUCAUCUCUUAGUUCCACCUCGGAAACACCAAAUGAAUCUACUUCACCCAAUACACCAGAACCAGCCCCCAGGGCACGGAGAAGAGGUGCAAUGUCAGUGGAUUCUAUUACUGAUCUUGAUGAUAGUCAGUCUCGGUUACUAGAAGCUCUACAGUUAUCCUUGCCUGCUGAAGCACAGAACAAGAAAGAAAAAUCCAGGGACAAAAAAUUAAGCCUCAAUCCUAUUUACAGGCAAGUUCCUCGCCUUAUAGAUAGCUGCUGUCAGCAUUUAGAAAAACAUGGUCUCCAGACUGUAGGCAUAUUCCGAGUUGGGAGUUCAAAAAAAAGGGUAAGACAGUUACGUGAAGAGUUUGACCGUGGUGUAGAUGUAGUACUGGAUGAAGAACAAAGCAUUCAUGAUGUAGCAGCUUUACUAAAGGAAUUCCUUCGUGAUAUGCCUGACCCACUCCUGACCAGAGAGCUUUACACUCCUUUUAUCAACAUACUCUUAAUAGACCCCCAUGAACAACUAAACACUCUACAACUUCUAAUUUAUCUUCUACCUCCCUGCAACUGUGACACCUUACAUCGACUCCUUCAGUUCUUAGCUACUGUAGCCAGCCAUGCAGAAGACAGAAAAAAUGAAGAUAGCCAGGAAAUCCCUGGGAACAAAAUGACAUCACUCAACCUAGCCACCAUAUUUGGACCUAAUCUGUUGCACAAGCAGAAGACAACAGACAAAGAAUUUACUGUUCAAAGCACAGCACGUGCUGAGGAGAGUGCUGCCAUUAUUGCUGUUGUACAGAAGAUGAUAGAAAACUAUGAAAUGCUCUUUAUGGUCCCAGCAGACCUUCAAAACGAAGUUCUAAUUAGUCUGCUUGAGACUGAUCCAGAUGUUGUAGACUAUUUGCUGAGAAGGAAAGCUUCCCAGUUAUCAAGCCCUGAAAUGCUUCAGUCUGAAAGAUCAUUCUCCAUAGAAGGUAGACAUUCAUCCAUAGACUCAAACCGAACCUCAAGUGGCGAUAUAUCACCAUAUGACAACAACUCUCCAGUGCUGUCUGAAAGAUCUGUUUUGGCAAUGCAAGAAGAUAUGUCCCUUACUUCUGAUAAGUUACAUAAAGUACCAGAACAGAGCACAUUAGAUGUGUCAGACGACUAUUUCAGCAUCUGGGGCACCUGGCAUUCAACUCUAAAAAGUGGUUCCAAAGGGCUGGGAAUGACAGGGUCAUAUGGAGACAUCUAUGAGAGCAGCUCCUUGCGGCCAGGGCAGUGUUCCCUUUCUCAAGGGAGCCUAUCAUUGUCUUCUCAGUGGCAAGAAAACAAUACAGAGCUAGACAAUGAAAAACAAGUCAUCCGGAGGAGUCAGACAACAACUGCCCUUCCUGGUUGCCAUUCGCAUCCCCCUCUGUCUCAAGUGUACAGCACCCCACAGAUUGAAGUAGGUAGAAAGAAUUCCAGCCAGUCCAAUUCACCUGUAAGAUAUACAGAGAACUUGAUGGAGCAUGACUCAGAUGCAACUUGUCCACAUGCUACAUUUAAGCCAUCAUCUCUAAGGCAAGCUGAAGUAAUUCGAAAAGACAGACCACCACCUCCUUACCCUGAAACAGCAAAACAAAGCAGCUUAUCAUCCCUCCAGCCAGCAGUGUCUUCUACAGGGUAUCCAUUGUGGAAGCUUCAGAAGACAGACUUGUCUGGGGCCCAGGGAAUGAGGAUCAUGACUCAGGUGCCUGAACAACCUAUCCAGCAUGAGGAGCAACAGAACCAAAAUGAAAGAAAGUACUCCUUUCCAGACAGUGAGCAGAACAGUAAAAAUUUGUCAGAGACAGACUGGCACGGGUGGCAAAGCGAUCGAUGGCAAAUUUGGGAGAUUUUAUCACCUGAUAAUCCAGAUGCACUCCCUGAAACUUUAGUAUGAGUGAAGAAAUCAGCAGGUCUUUUCCAAGUAGGGAAAACGGUGGACUGGAUUUAUACUGAAUUAUUUUUUAAAGAUACGUUUACUUUAUGGAGUAUUUUAAAAUUAAAUUUAUUAAAAGAAUUUUUAUAGCCGUGUAAAAUUUAGGGACACGUUUUUGGGAUUUUGUAGAAGGAAAUGUGAGGUGGCAAUUUCAGUCCAAACUACUCUGUAAAAUAUAAGCUAUGUACACAAUAAAAAUGACCCUCUUGGUGUUGCUAAGAUACAUUUAUGUAUCUGCAGCUCAAAUGACUGUAUAUUAUGCAGAUGUUUUGUGUACAAUAGCAUUGUGUUUAUAUGCAAAAAAUAAUCUUGAAUGCUUUUUUGAAAUUAUAUUUUAAUCAUGCACUACUAUUAAUAUACAAUAUAUUGAUAUCGUUGGAAAUGCACAAACUGGUUUCUGUGCUUUUAAGUAAUCUGUGAAAGACAUAUAUUUUCACUGACAAAUAAGGUGGAAUGAGAACAUUAAAAGCCAUAUAUUUUAUAAUAAGGAAGUUAAAGAAUAUCUAAUAUACUAUUUGCUUGCAAGGAAAAAUUAAUGAACAUAUAUUUUUAUUCUUUUAGAUAGCAAUUCCAAUCACCUCUUCAUAAUUAUGUCCAUGUCUACACCAUAUACAAAGAUUCUUCUACCCAUUCCACAUUAGGCUUAUAAAAAUUUGGCAUGGGUGAGGAAGUACAGGAGAGGGUGUUUAUUAAGUUAUGUUAAGACUACGUGACAGACCCUUUGGAAUUUUCAAUAUUUCUGGAUAAAUAUGAACUAAAAUGUGAUCUGCUUUCACAAGUCCUAAAACUAGAUAAAAAGAACCCAAUUAAAUAAAUGACCCCAAAACCCUAACCUUUAUAUAUUUAUUAAGGAAAAUUAUUCAAAGCUAUAUAUUUGUGUAUUGUAAAACUAAGUGAACUUUUGUGUUUCAGUAAAUUGGGUGCCCCUGUUGGAGAACAAAAACAGCAACUAAAUGUUUCCAAUAACUGUUGAUCCUGCAUUGGCUUGGAGGAAUUCUAGCUCAUUCCUCCUUAGAGAAUACCUUUAGCUCAAGGAUGGUAAGCUUCUUUGCAUAAAUAGUCCAGUCAGGUUCUUCCACAACCCUUCCAUAGAAUUACAGUCAGGAAUUUGACUUAGCCAUUCCAAUCUUUAACUUUCUUUUUUAACCAUUCUUUGUUUCUACAACUUGAGUAUUUGUGGUCAUUAUCUUGCUGCAUGACCCAUUGUUUCUGAGCUUCAGUUUAUGGACAAUAUCCUCCUAUUUUCCUGAAGAAUUUGCUGAUACAAUUCAGAAUUCCAUCAGUGAUGGUACACUAUCUUGGUCCAUAAGGUACAAAGGAGGCUCAAAUCAUGAUACUGCCACUAUUAUGAUUUACAGAUAAGUUUCUUACAUUAUAACAAUAAUAAUAGUAUUUGCCAAACAUAAUGCUUUUCAAUCAAGCCCAAAAGUUCUAUUUUGGUCUCACCAUUCCAUAAAACAUUCUUUCAAUAGACUUCUGGCUUAUCUACCCUGUUUCCCCCAAAAUAAGACAUCCCCUGAUAAUAAGCCCAAUCGGGCUUUUGAGCGCAUGGCAAUAAGGCCAAGCGCUUAUUUCAUGGUUCAAAAAAAUAUAAGACGGGGUCUUAUUUUCGGGGAAACACGGUAUGUGUCUUUUGCAAAUUUUAGAUAGCAAUAGCACUUAGAUCAGGAGUGUCAAACUCAAGGCCUGCAGGCCAGAUCUGGUCUGCGGGAUGCUUAGAUCUGGCCCAUGGGGCCACCCUGGAAACAGCGAAGGACCAGCUUGCGGUGCCUCUGCCAGCAAAAACAGAGCUUGGGAGGGCCACGCACAGCCUGCCUGGGCUCCAUUUUCAGCUACAACAGCCUCCUGCAGCCCUCUGCCAGCAAAAAUGGAGGUCAGAUAGGCCGACCUCCGUUUUCGCUGGCAGAGGGCUGCAGGAGCCAUCACGGUUGAAAACAGUAAUGUUGAGUUGGUCACGCUCACCCUGGCCAUACCCACGCCCCCCGAAGUCAAACACAACCCUGAUGCGGCCCUCAAUGAAAUCGAAUUUGACACCUCUGACCUAUAUAUUGCUUCUCAGCCCUCUCUAAGUGGUUUAUAGAGUCAGCAUAUUGCCCCCAACAAUUUGGAUCCUCAUCUUACCAACCUCAGAAGGAUGGAAGGCUGAAUCAACCUUCAGCUGGUGAGAAUCGAACUGCCAAACUGCAGUCAGCCAGCAGUCAGCAGAAGGAGCCUGCAGUACUGCAUUUUAACCACUGCACUACCAUGGCUCGAUGAGAUGAGCAGCAAUGUCAGCUUUGUUUUUUAUAUCUCUCCCUUGUAUGAGUAAUGAUAACUUACCCAUAACUUCUACAUACCCAUAAUCGUGUACUGUAAAUAAGGAAGGACCUCCCACACUCACACUUGAUUAUCAUCCCAUGGAUUGAAACACCUGGUUCUUAAUUUCCCCAUCAAAUGAACAUAUAAUUCUAAAGGUUCAUAUACAUAUUUUGAAUCAUUCUCCAAUAAACAAAUGAACAAGUAUAAUACUUUGACUCAUUCAUUUAAUUGUGUUCUUUUACCUACAGUAGUUUUAGGAUUUGGAAAAUGUUUUAGGACAUAUCUAUGCAGAAAUAUUAAAAAUUCAGAAGAGUUCACAAACUUUUAAGCACCACUGUACUGUAUGUUUUUAUAUGUAUUCAUUGGACCUGGCAUUCUGGCAAUUAACUAAAAUAUUUUCCUUUUUAAACCAACACAGUUUUCAGUAUUCACAAUUCCUAAAAUAUUGACAAAAUUCCACAAGAUGAUUCCAGUGCAAUGUUGUAUUUGUUAAAUGUUAAUAUUCUGUGGUUUUAAAAGUUUUAUUAUCAUUCAGCAUGGGAAAGGUCCACCUAUUACAUUCUUUUAUUAUAAAAAUGCUUUCCUUAAAUUUCAGUGGAAUUUUAUCUAGUGGUGUCUUUUAACUUAUAUCUUGUGCAAUAGAAUAAAAGUCUUGCAGAAAACUUUGUUUCUAUUUAUUGAGUAAACAUUUUGUGCAUAUAAUCCAUGAAAAGUAAGCACUGUAAACAGUAGCACAUAAUUGCUAUUUGAAGGGUUGAAGUAAUUGAAAGUUUUCACUUAAGGGACCAUUUCAUUGGAAACUCCAUGUGUAGGUGUUUCCAUGUGAAGAGCAGAAUAGAGAACUGGCAUGCUUCUUUCUAUUUACUAAAUGGGCAUGAACUGAUCUCUUUGGGCUCUUGCUUUCUGUUUCCAAAACAAUAAAGUUAUAAAUAAACUAAAGUUAUAGAAUAAUUACAUGCAUCCAUAAUGCAUCAUCACACCUCAAAAAUUUGCAGCAUCAAAUAAGUAAUUAGGAAUUCUGUUUCAAGCCUCAUCCAGCCAAGUGAGAUCUGUAUCCUUGUAAGCACAAUUAGUUCUAUUUUACAAUUCCAUACCAGCAAUGGAAAUAGGCAUGCUGUGAAUGGGUGUAAUUAAACUCUUCAGAGAUAAGGUUGGGAAUUACCUAUUUUGUGAAGUGCAGAUUUGCAGCUAUAUCAAUGUGACUGAAAUGUGUCCAGUCAACAAAUUCCAAGGUGUUAUUUCACAUGCCCAGAUGUGCCUGCAAUUCUUUAUUAAAACUAGAAAGAGGCCUGAGUUUAUUAGAAACCUGACAUUUGAGAUCACAGUAGUCUUUUGGAAAAUCCUUUAGAUUAUUUGGCUCAUAUAAUAACUUUAUGCCAUUAUGGUCAAUUGAAAUAGAAUCCAAUUUAAGAUUCUGAACUUUCCAUACAAUAUCUUGUCUUGGAUAUAAAAUAGCUCAGUCAGAAAUAAAGCAUCAGAUUAUAGGUAAUAACAGUUUGUUCAAUGACAAGUGACAAUGGUGAUGAAGUGACAAUAGUGAUGAAGUGACAAUGGUGAUGAAAAAGAAGAUUUAUAAUCAAUUUGUGAAUUUGCAGCUAUCGCAGCAUCCCACAAUCAUGAUCACAAUUUGGAUGCUUAACAAUCAGUGCAUUUAUGAUGGUUGCAGCAUCUUUCACAUGAUCACCAUUUAUGUCCUUCACAUGGCUGUGAUUUGUGAUUUUUUGCCAGCUUCCCCAUUAACUUUGCUUGGCUCCCAACAAGCAAAGUCAAUGUGGAAGCUGGCAGGAAAUCACAAGUCACAGCUAUAUGACAUUGUGUUUAAUGACUGCAGUUGGAACUGACAUAAGUGGGGCAUUAUUGUGUGAUGAUUCACUUUUUAACCACAUUGCUUAGCAGUGGAGUUACCAGUCCCAAUUGUGAUUAGUAAGGAAGACUACCUGUAUUGACCUAGAUUUACAAAAGGAUCUAAGCUUUGUUCCACAAAUACUACAGUUAAUGAAUACAAGGGAGAGCAAUUCACAGGAACCAUUUUUUUGUCUGACACAAAAGAGUUUUGUUUUCUUUCAGGCUUUAUAGAAAGUAAAUUCCAUAGCCUUCAAGACAAGGUCAUUUAAACUUAAAUUCUUUAGAAAUAAUCAAAUUCACAAUAUUUUAUUUGCUGCUCCUUUCAUAUAAAUAAAGAUCUAAUGAUACUUAUUUUAACUCCAGCAUAUACAUUUGAACUUGUUUUCUCCCACUUAGGAGACACUUCAAAAAUGACUUCCAGAAGCUAAAUUUCAGUCCAUUGCUAUUGUUGUUAGUUGUAAAAUGGAUGCGUCACUCCUGUUUAAAAUUUAAGGGCCCAGGUAGAAUUUUAUUUUUUUGUUACGGUUUUGGAGUUUGUUUAAAGUUUAGUGGCAGCAAAUAAUUUUAUAUUUAUUAUUUAUGCCUGUCUCCUUACAGCUAUCACUUCAGUAAUCAAAAGUUUAAAACCCUUUACUGUACCUGUAUUUAAUAAUAGUUAUUUGUUUUGAUAAUUCUUGCAUUAGUCUUAGGUAUUUUUAGUGGUUUUCAUAUUUUGUCCAUUAUGUUUUACUUAAUUAUUGUAAAAAUGUACUAUUAUAAGAAAAUAUUCUGAUUGAAAUCCAAACUUUUUGUUGCAAAAGCUUGACACUUAUUUUCAUCUUUCUAAAUAUUUUUAUUUAUUUAUUAAGUUUUUUUGCUGCCCAUCUCACCAUGAGGUGACUCUGGGUAGUUUAUAUUGUUUAUUGUCUUAAUUUCAGAGAUGGAAUUAAGAGGCUAAGAAUCUGUUUUCAAAGUAUCUCACUUAAAAUAGAUUGCUAAGAAAGGCUUCCUUUUUUCCCUUCAUUUAAUGAUUUCCUGCUAUACUAUAGAUGUUAUACAGCAGCAUUGAGCCUAAGGAUUGAUUGUCUUCAACCAAUGAGCAGAUUACAGGUAGAACUCACUUAGUGACAACUCCUUCGAUGACAUAAAUUAAAACAGUACUGAGCAACUUUGUUAUAGAGAUAUCCUUAAAGCUUAUGUACUUGUGUUUCAGGUUAAGAUUAAAAAAAAAAUUGUGUUUUAUAUUAUGUAAUGGAUAACAUCAGUAGUCUGAAUAAAACAUGGUUGAGCUGA